This is a messenger RNA of Triticum turgidum subsp. durum (durum wheat), 564 nucleotides long. NCBI's taxonomy places the organism in Eukaryota, Viridiplantae, Streptophyta, Magnoliopsida, Poales, Poaceae. The record is from the annotation of a GenBank genome assembly.
AUGCGGGAGGGGAGAGCCAAUGGUGGGGUCGACGGAGAGAGAGGCGGCGCUGAUGCCGCCGCCGGUCUCGUGGGCGCGCUUCGGCGGCAGAGGCCGGGCCAGUCCCACCCGUCCUCGUCCGGCUCGGCCGCGUCGGCGGAAGGGGGAGCCAAGAAGCAGGGGAGGCGCAAGAGCAAGCGGCGGGAGCAGGUCGUGAGGGCGAUUCGGGACCGGCUGCCUCCCCCGCCCGCUUGCUGGGGCAACGUCUCGGUGGUCCAGGAGAGGAGGGGCCGGAGGGAGAGGCCUGACGAUCACGGCCGCGGCGACGCCGUCCGCGGCGAGGAGGAGGGGCGCUCUGGCGCGGGAACCGCCGCGUUGCCGGCGUGGUGCUGCCUGUGCCCCGAAGGGGACUGCUCGCUGGAGCCCAACCCGAGCGCCAACGGCAAGGAGGACCCCGGCCUCCGCUCCCUCAUCGAGCGCAACGACUUCUACUCCGACGACUGCAACCCGCACGCCGCCGCCGCCGCCGCCGCCGCCGAAGAGGACGACGACGACGACGCAAGCCCCGCCGCCGAUUUUGAUUAG